Molecule: messenger RNA, 1146 nt
Organism: Cajanus cajan (pigeon pea)
Lineage: Eukaryota; Viridiplantae; Streptophyta; Magnoliopsida; Fabales; Fabaceae
Product: xyloglucan endotransglucosylase/hydrolase protein 2
Biological process (GO): cell wall biogenesis; xyloglucan metabolic process
Cellular component (GO): cell wall; apoplast
Molecular function (GO): xyloglucan:xyloglucosyl transferase activity; hydrolase activity, hydrolyzing O-glycosyl compounds
Source: RefSeq, a predicted model, not a curated record
UCCUCACCCAAAGUUUUUCUUUGACAUGGAAAUGUAGUUAAGAUUCAUUGUCCUGUAUGUGAUCACACUCUCUAUAUAAUCCACAAUCAUUGCUAUAAAUUACAAUGAUCACAAGAAACAGGUAGAGUUGUACUUUGUUAGACACAAUGGCUCAUCUGCACAAGCAACAAAACUUAUGCUAUGUCACUCUCUUCGUCGCCCUGACCAUAAUAUAUGCUAGCAAAGCUGUUGAAGUCAACUUCCACCAGAACUACAAGGUUGUAUGGGGAAAUCAUCACGUCUUUUUUCUACAAAAUGGUAGAGAAGUUCAACUCUCAAUUGAUAAAACUUCAGGUGCUGGCUUCGGAUCAAAAUUGAACUAUGCUUCUGGAUUCUUUCAAAUGAGAAUAAAGAUACCCAACAAGGACUCUAGAGGAGUUGUGACAGCCUUUUAUCUUACUUCAACGGCCUAUGAACAUAUUGGAGCAAAACAUGAUGAGAUUGACUUUGAAUUCUUGGGAAACAAUGGAAAGCCUUAUACGUUGCAAACCAAUGUUUUUGCAAAUGAUGAAGGAGGAAGAGAGCAAAGGCAUAGCCUCUGGUUUGAUCCAUCAAUUGAUUUUCAUAUCUAUGGAGUCCUUUGGAACCAACAUCAAAUAGUGUUUUAUGUGGAUGGAAUACCAAUUAGAGUAUUCAAGAACAACUCCAAGGUGGGAGUGAGUUUCCCAUCACAACAAAUGCGCGUUACGGCUAGCAUAUGGAAUGGUGAACCUUGGGCGUCUAAUGGGAAGAGAAUUGACUGGAAGCAAGCACCCUUCACGGCUCAUUUUCAAGGUUUCAACAUUCAUGGCUGCCAAACCCUAAAUCGAAACAAACAUGUCUGCUAUUCUCCUCAUUUAUGGUGGAAUGAUCACAAACAUUGGCAACUAAACCCUCAACAACAAAAAGCAUAUGAAGAUGUGAGGAAGAAACAUUUGCUGUAUGACUACUGUUCUGACAGAGGAGAGCUGCAUAAAGAAUGUCAAAUUAAUUAGGUUAUUGAUAACACGACUAGUAAAUCUAAACUUUUAAAAAAAUAAGGAAGAAAAUUAAACCAGCAAAUGUAUUUAUAAAUGUUGAUUCAUAAGUUAAAAACACAUUUUUAAAAUAGUCAGUAAAAUAAAAUUU